Penicillium crustosum is the source of this 1706-nucleotide messenger RNA. Its product is annotated as putative mitochondrial DnaJ chaperone (Mdj1). The record is from RefSeq and is a predicted model, not a curated record. The transcript has 3 exons. Gene Ontology annotation, molecular function: heat shock protein binding; ATP binding. Gene Ontology annotation, cellular component: cytoplasm. Lineage: Eukaryota; Fungi; Ascomycota; Eurotiomycetes; Eurotiales; Aspergillaceae. The coding region runs from base 51 to 1706 and encodes 551 amino acids. Gene Ontology annotation, biological process: response to heat; protein refolding.
CUAGCAACUACCAUUGCCGCCGUCCAACCGUUGUUCGGCUAUUACUAUCCAUGAAUCCAUCCACGGCAUUUCCCAAGGCCGCGGCUCUCCCCGCGCGUCUGUUGCGGACCCAGCGACAAUAUUCUAAGCAGACUUCCGGCAAUAGCGUUCACUCAUCCAACCAAACAAGAAACUACCAUGCAACUGUCUCUGCUUCUCCGGCUAGGCGCCUCCGGGAGGGCGUUUGCAAGAGAAAGGAAUCUUUGGUGAUAUCGGCUAGGGCCUUCCACACUACCUCGCCUCUUUCGGCUAUUUCCGACCCUUACAAGGUCCUAGGCGUGGAUAAAAAAGCAUCCGCCAGCGACAUAAAGAAGGCCUACUACGGCUUAGCCAAGAAGUACCACCCUGAUACCAACAAGGACGCCCAGGCCAAAGACAAGUUUGCCGAAGCCCAGACAGCCUACGAAUUGUUAUCCGACGCCCAGAAGCGAGAGAACUACGACCGGUAUGGUUCGGCGGCUUUCGAUCAGAAUGGCGGGUUCAAUCCAAACGCUGGCGGCAGCCCAUUCUCUGGUGCGGGGGGAUUCCAUGGCUUUGGCGGUGGAGGUGGCUUUGGUGGGGGCUUUUCCGGCGACAUCAACUUCGAGGAUCUUUUUGGAGCCUUUACCGGAGGAGCGCGCCGUGGACCCCGGGGUGGGCGCAACCCUUUCCAGGAACAGAUUUUGGUCGGUGAAGACAUUGAGGUGCAAACAAACAUCUCGUUCAUGGAAGCUGCGAAGGGCACGUCCCAGGAAAUCGUCAUCACGCCUUUGACGAAGUGCGGAACCUGCAAAGGUGAUGGAUUGAAGUCUGGUGCCAAGCGGUCCCAAUGUCGUCAGUGCAACGGCACAGGUACCCGCGUUCAUCUCAUGCAGGGAGGCUUCCAAGUCGCCGCCACGUGUGACGCUUGUGGAGGUGCCGGUAUGUCUGUUCCCCGAGGAUCAGAGUGCAGCCCCUGCAAUGGAAAUGGUGUGAUCCGAGAGCGUAAGACUAUCAAGGUAGACAUCCCCGGUGGUGUCGAAGAUGGCAUGCGUCUACGUGUGACCGGCGAAGGUGACUCCCCACCAACUGGAACAGCUGUUCCGCCUGGUGCCCGUACCCAACCUGGUGAUCUUUACGUCUCCAUUCGAGUCGCUCCAGACCAUCGCUUCAGCCGCUCCGGGUCCGACAUUCUCUACACAGCCUCAAUUCCCCUCACCACUGCCAUCCUUGGUGGUGAGGUGACCAUCCCAACUCUCGACAAUCAAGUGAAGGUCAAGGUGGCCACUGGUACGGGCACCGGUGACCGGAUCACUUUGUCAGGAAUGGGCAUGAAGAAGCUUAAUGGCCGUACUCGCGGUUUCACUCCCAAUGGUGAUCUUAAGGUCGAAUUUAAGGUUGCCAUGCCCAAGUAUUUGACAGGCAACCAGCGCACCAUUUUGGAGGUCCUCGCCGACGAGAUGAACGAUAAGACAGCGAAGCGGACAAUGAACUUCAGCAAGGAUAGCCCCCCUGCUUCUGAUAGUGCCGGUGACGCUGCCAAAAACGAAGGUUUCCUGAAGUCUGUCUGGCAUCGACUCAUGGAGAAGCAUGGUGAUUCCUCCAAGCCAUCUCAAGCUGACAAGAAAGACUCCAAAGACUCCAAGGAUACGGAAAACAAGGAUGCUGGCAACGAUGCCAGCAAGGAUAGCUCGAAGAAGUCGAGUUAA